GUCCAAGUUCAGGUCAGUUUGUGAGAACGGUCCAAUCCGGAUUGAGCAGACAGUUAUAGUCGGCGAAUAGAAACCCCGGGCUGUGUGGUGGACUGUGGGUACAUCCAAUGGCCUGGGUGGUAGUAGUAGUGUGUCCGUGGUGCGGUGGUGAACACAGUGGGACAGGACAGCGCUGCGUGGGGGACGCAGGAGACAGCGGCGGGUACCAGCGAUCGUACUGUGGAGAAAUCCCCUGGGCUCUAUGGCGCUCCGUUAUAGGGAAUUGAAUUAAUUAAAUCAAUGAGCCGAGCAUGAACACGUCGUUUUCGAGUGUCUCCUCCUCUGAGCAUGGACUGACCACAUCUCUCUCUGGAUGAUUUGAUGGGGCUGCUCAGAGUCAUGAUGCCGCCCAAGUUGCAGCUUCUGGCGCUGCUGGCGUUUGCAGUGGCCAUGUUCUUCCUGGAGAACCAGAUCCAGAAGCUGGAGGAGUCCAGGGGAAAGCUUGAGCGAGCCAUCGCCAGACACGAGGUGCGAGAGAUCGAGCAGCGGCACACGCAGGACGGCCUUCGGGAGCGGGACUCCUCAACCUCUUUACUGUCCGACAAUGAAGACGACAUCGUCAUCAUCUACAACCGAGUGCCCAAGACAGCCAGCACCUCCUUCACCAACAUCGCAUACGACCUGUGUGGGAAGAACCACUACCACGUCCUGCACAUCAACACCACCAAGAACAACCCUGUCAUGUCCAUACAGGACCAGGUGCGGUUUGUAAAGAAUGUAACUGAGUGGAGGGAAAUGAAACCAGCUUUCUACCACGGACACGUCUCCUUCCUGGACUUCACCAAGUUUGGUGUGAAGAGGAAGCCCAUCUACAUUAACGUGAUCCGGGACCCCAUUGAGAGGCUGGUGUCCUAUUAUUAUUUUCUGCGUUUUGGGGACGACUACCGGCCCGGCUUGAGACGCAGGAAACAAGGAGACAAGAAGACGUUCGAUGAAUGUGUAUCAGCCGGCGGCUCAGACUGUGCCCCUGAGAAGCUCUGGCUCCAGAUUCCCUUUUUCUGUGGACACUACUCCGAAUGCUGGAACGUGGGCAGCCAGUGGGCUCUGGAGCAGGCCAAAUACAACCUGGUGAACGAGUACAUGCUGGUCGGGGUGACAGAGGAGCUGGAGGACUUUGUCAUGAUGCUGGAGGCGGCGCUGCCUCGCUUCUUCAGAGGAGCCACUGAUCUGUACAAAACAGGGAAGAAAUCCCACCUGAGGAAGACCAGCGAGAAGAAGCCGCCCACUAAGGAGUCCAUCGCCAAGCUGCAGCAGUCGACCAUCUGGAAGAUGGAGAACGAUUUCUACGAGUUUGCACUGGAGCAGUUCCAGUUUGUCAGGGCGCACGCUGUAAGAGAAAAGGACGGGGAGCUGUAUCUGCUGGCACAAAACUUCUUCUACGAGAAAAUCUACCCAAAAAACUGAAGAGAUUGGUGUUUCAUAGAGGAGGUGGGAGAAGACACUUGAAAAAGAGAAGGAGAGAGAGACUGGUGGACUCCUGGUGACUGUGUGGCUGGUUUGUAUGUUUGAGUCAGAGCAUAAUGGUGAACUGCAGAACUAUGAAGCCUCUGAACGCAGCGAUCAGUCUGGACGAGGAGCUCACCUCAGCAGGUCGUGUUCCCAGCAGCACCAAGGGGUCUCCUCUUCCUUUCACUGUCAUUUCAAAGCACGCUCACGCAGAGGGCCUCUGCUGGCUCGUGUCCCGUGACAGAUUUCCCAACAGCUGGUCAGACUUGGACUCCUGAUUGGCUCUGAUCCAGCAAAAACAUUGUCAUCAGCUCUGUACUGUUUGGUUGUGUUUGGUUGUAUUUUAACUCUUUACUCUGGCUGUUUUUUUUUUUUUUCUAUGUAAAGACGGUAACCUUUUCCAUGGUGAACAACAUGCCCAUGUCUCACCACCACUACUACUAACUUAAAGAGAUUUUAAGUGUAAGAAACUGACUACUGUGCUGUAUUAUUGGACUGAAGACUUUUGAAGUUUUUAUGAAAUAAAAUCCAUUGUGUUCAUAUUUCCAGAGGCAAGUGUGUACGUUUUCUACUGUUUUAGUUAUAUCACUUGUAAAUGUGCAGCUGAACAUCACAUGACAUGAAUGAAGUGUGGAUGAACACUGAGAGGUGACGAUGCUGCUUCUUUCAGGUGUUUCUUUCUCAGACAGCUUUGGUACAUUUUGUAAGUUUGUACUUUUAUUUGUUGUUUUAUCUUUAUUUUAAAACCAGUAAAUUAUGUUACUCUGCUGCUUAAAGGGGCAUUUUAACAUUUUAGGAAUGAUUUAAUUCAAGGUAGAAGAGAAGGUUGAUAUCUCUAAAUACUAGACGUUAAAAAAUAAGACCACAGCUAGCAGCCAGUCAGCAUAGCUUAGCAUAGCAUUAAUAUGUAAACAGGGGGAAACAGCUAGCCUGCCACUUUGAUUUAAACUCCCCGUUACACUGAAGAGUUGACAUUUUCUUAACUUUACUUUUUAAUAAAUUACACUUUGUUACUUUGGGACAGAGCCAGGCUUGCUUUUUACCCAUUUCUGAUCUUCAUGCUAAGCUAAUUGCUGCUGCUGCUGCUGCUGUAUAUUAUUUGGCCAAUAAUAAACUAAACAAGGAAGAAAAUAUGCCACAAAAUGUCAACCUGCUCCUUAAAAUCUCUGCUCUUUUCUUCACAAGUGUCCACUCUAAAAAUAGUUGGGAUGUUGGUGAUAACUUUGCUAAUUGUCUUUGUGUAGCUUUUCUCUCUCGUUGUCUUAGGGGUUCAGUUUAUUGUGCCUUUAAUGGCCUUUAUAGGCUAAUUAAAGUUCUUGUCUCCACUUCGUAAACUGCUAACUAACAUUUGGAAACGCUUACUGUCCCAUUAAGGAGCUACACUGGAGUGAAGAGCUGCACAGAAAUGUUCUACCUGGAUGCUCUGUCUCAUCCCAGCUCUUGAAGAAUUUAGUGGUUAAUAGUCUUUACUUUGAUCUGAAGAGAAGCGGUGCCUUCACAGCUCUCCUUGUGUUGCAGCUCCGUCAUUAUGGUACAUGAAAACAACAUGGCCACCAAUGGAUGUAUUCAUCUUUUGAUUGUCAAAAUAAUACAGAACGUUUGAACUAAAA
Messenger RNA from Labrus mixtus (cuckoo wrasse), 3095 nucleotides. It is a transcript of the gene hs2st1a, whose product is annotated as heparan sulfate 2-O-sulfotransferase 1a. Gene Ontology annotation, molecular function: heparan sulfate 2-sulfotransferase activity. The transcript has 8 exons. The coding region runs from base 361 to 1443 and encodes 360 amino acids. Gene Ontology annotation, cellular component: membrane. Lineage: Eukaryota; Metazoa; Chordata; Actinopteri; Labriformes; Labridae. The record is from RefSeq and is a predicted model, not a curated record.